UGACGUUCGAUUCCACUAUUUACAUUUGCAUGUAAGCGCAACGGGACACCGCAAAACCGAUCGCGCAACUGUGCGCUAAUCGUGUGUGUGCGUGUGUGUGUGGGUAAUCGUAACCCUGGCAAAUCAAAUUCCCCCACCCCCAGCGACAGCAUGUCUCAAAAGAGUCAGAAGCGCACCAACCGGGGCGAGAACGAUGGGCCGCCACCGAUCAAAAAGCGUAAAGGGCGGCCCCCGGUUCCGUCGUCCGGUAUGGAGGACGAUAAGGAUUCACCCGCAUCGAACGGUGGUGGUCCCGCCAGCUCGAGUGCUGGCCCGAACGGAGGAGGAGGAGGAGGAAGUGGAGGAGGCGGCGGGGGUCCAACGACACCGACGAAAAACUGGCAGCCGCGUUCCGUAAUUGAUUGCAAAAUGUCCAGCAUCUACAACCGCACCGCGCCCGAGGCACCAGCAGAACUGUUCAGGAAGGACCUUAUCAGUGCCAUGAAGCUGCCCGACUCGGAACCGCUAGCGGCGGACGAGUACUGGGUGAUUGCCGACCAGUGGAAGCAGGAAUGGGAACGGGGUGUGCAGGUGCCCGUCAAUCCCGACUCGCUGCCCGAACCGUCCGUGGCGACGCUGCAAGAAAGUUUCUUCAAGAAGCGGCAUGAUUUCAAAUUACCGAAAAACAAGUACAUCCGGAUAACGAAGGAUGAAAACUUUACCCAUGACCAGCACUAUCUCUCCAAUACGCCCGCGAUCGCCGAGAACGUGUGCUACUACGAUCUGGAUCAGUUCGAUGCGGCCUGGUUAAAGGUGUUGAACGGGGAACGCAAUCUGGCCGGUUUGGUGCCGGUGACGGACGAGCAGUUCGAACGUGUUGUGGAAGAACUUGAGGGACGGUGUUUGGAUAAGAUCCAAGCAAUCAUGAAAACGGAGGAAGGGCUCGGAAUUGAGUACGAUGAGAAUGUCAUCUGCGAUGUGUGCCGAUCGCCGGACUCGGAGGAAGCGAAUGAAAUGGUGUUCUGUGAUAACUGCAAUAUUUGCGUACACCAAGCGUGUUAUGGAAUAACGAAUAUACCGUCUGGUCAAUGGUUAUGUAGAACGUGCUCGAUGGGCCAGAAGCCGAAGUGUGUCCUCUGUCCAAACAUGGGCGGUGCGAUGAAGUCGACCCGAUCCGGGCAAAAGUGGGCGCACGUAUCGUGUGCCCUCUGGAUACCGGAGGUAAGCAUCGGUUCGGUUGAUCGUAUGGAACCGAUCACCAAGAUCUCCAACAUCCCGUCCAGCCGGUGGGCGCUGGUGUGCGCACUCUGCAGGGAACGUGUCGGUGCCUGCAUACAGUGUUCGGUGAAAACCUGCAAAACGGCGUACCACGUAACGUGUGCAUUUCACCACGGGCUUGAGAUGCGCGCCAUCAUUGAGGACGAGAAUGCGGAGGAUGGUGUAAAGCUGCGAUCGUACUGUCAAAAGCAUGGCGAAAACAAGGGCAAGCGUGAUAAUAGCAGAAACAACACCAAGAACAACAAUACGGCCGGUGUGGCAGGAGCAUCGACGGCAGCAUCGGGCGCUAGUGAGGACGAGGCGGCGGGUGGUGGCAACGCAGGAGGAGGAUCGGUUGGUCCGGGAACAAAUGCGACGACCGGGAGCGGCGGUGCCACAGGUAGCGGAGAUAUGAAGCGACGAAAGCGAAAAGAUAUGACGUCGGAGGAAAGGAAUCUGGCACGGGCGGCCCGGCAGCAGGAGAUCGAAGCUGAGUUCGAUAAGCACGUCAGCGUGAAGGAUAUUAGCUGCCAUCUGCUCGAUGUAGACCAGGAAGGUAUCUACCAUAUCUACAACUACUGGAUAUUGAAGCGAAAGGCGGGCCAUAAUCGGCCAUUGCUACCGCCGAAAACGGAUGAGGUAGAUCCGAACGCACAAAACCAGGAGCAAGCCGAGAUUGAGAAGAUGAAAACGUUCGUGCACUUGCGGCAAGAUUUGGAGCGGGUGCGCAAUCUCUGCUACAUGGUGAGCAGGCGGGAAAAGUUAAGCCGUUCGUUCUUUCGGAUGCGUGAACAAACGUUCAACAAACAGGUGGCCGUUCUCACGGCGCUCCGGAACGGUUGUGGUGGUAGUGGUGUUGGUGAGAUUACAAAUCAUCAGCGAAACGGCGUCGGUGGUGCGUCGUCAUCGUCUAUGGACCAGGUCGAUCCGGCGAUGCUUGAAGCGAUACUGCACGCUAACCAUGGCCCUACGAUAUAUGAUAGACUUUACUCGUGUAAUUCCGUUAGUAGUACAAUGCCGACGCUGGACGAAAUGGUGGAGCGCAUCACAUUCGGUGUAAAUAGUAGCAAUAGCGGUAAUAGCGGCAGCAACAGCAAUGAUGCUGUGAGUGCCACCAGUAGUGGGAAGAAAACAACCGCCGUGGCGUCAACGUCAAAGAUCGCAGGUGCUAGUGCAAAGGCCGUUGGUCAUAAUGGCAGUGCGGCAGAUGGAAGAGGGGGCAGCAGUAGUAGUAGUAGUGGCAGCUAUAGCAGUGGUAGUAGCAGCAGCAGUAGCAGUGGUAGCAGCAGUAGCGGCAGUAGCAGCAGCAGCAGCAGCAGCAGUAGUAGUAGCAACAGUAAGGCUGUCGCCAGCAAGCAGACAGCGAAGGUGGUGAGCAAAAAGGAACAGCUGAGCCAGGACCAUCAUCCGGUGCCUGGUAAGAAGCUGCCAGGCGAUGUGAACGGCGUUCGGCAACAGCAGCAGCAGCAAAUAGUGGCCGCAGGUGGUAAUCAGCGAACCAAAAACCAGCUCUCAGCCAAGCGACAACAACAACAACUUCCGUACAUUAAUGGGACGGCGGGACGUCGAAGUACGAGCAACAGUUCGGCCUCAGACAUGGAACACGACGAUGAAGAAACCGUGGACAAAACAAACACCAAGAAGAAACCCCGCCAAACGAAAGUCGUGGAAAGAAAGCGGCGGAAAGCGACAUCCGGGGCUGCCGGAGGAACGAUUACUUCUUCGGCUGAAAAAUCAAGCAUCCGAAGUAUCGAUGACAGCUCAAGUGACGAAGAUAUGCCCGAAUCACGGUUACGACCAACCGGUGCAGGCGAACGGACAACAGGUUCCGCCAAAACUGCCCGGCACAGUAAUGCUGUUGGUGUUAAAGAAAAGCUAUCCUCAGCCAGUAGUUUACCCAAGAAGGAUAUCCGAAAUCAAUCGCUUCGACAGAUGGAGCGUGAACUGGCGGAUGAUCGGCGGGCGAAGCAUUUAACCGACGAUGAUGACGAUUCGAACGAUAGCGAUGAGCUUAUGCACAUACGGCUCGGAAGCGGUGGAACCGCCGGUCGAACUGGUGCGACGACCAUCGCUGCAAGCAGCAAUGCGGCCGGUGGUAACAAUCCGACGAAUGCACGGGGCAAGAAGAUACCGGACAUUUACUCCGACAGUGAUAGUACGGAUCGGGAUAAGACAGAUCACACGGCUAGCGAUUCGCAGCAGCAUCCAUCGUUCCGGACGAAAGCCGCUAUGAAGGAGUUUAACCUGCAGCAGGAAGCGGACCGAUUAAAACAGAAAUCUCCUACGAAAGCGGGACGAGCGGUCGGCGCUAUUACAACAGCGAGCUCCUCUGCAGCGACCGGUGUAGCGGCUAUGACGCUACCGGUGGCUACACCAACGUCUGCCCUUCCCGGCGCUAAGGUUUCGUCCACGAAGUCGUCUAACGCACAAACUAUUCAGUCCGGUGUACCUCAAACUUCGGGAUCGAAACGAACGACGAGCGGCGCGGAUCUUUCGCAGGUCGCACCUUCUAGCAAGGCUACAGCACCGGGAACAAACAGAACGGGCAGCAGUAGUACCAAAGAUGGCCAUACCACUAGCACGAAGAAGAAGCAAGCUCAACAGGCGAUCGAUAAGCACGGCGACGUCACCAAUACGAGUACGACGAAUAAUGCUGGCAGCGCUGCUGCGGGAGCACCCUCCUCGAAAAAGAUGGAAUUUUUAGCCGACUUUAUGGUUGUACCGCAGCGUGAAGCGGCUAAAAAGGCAGCGGAGAAUUUGAUGAAAACGAGUGCUGCUGCUGUUGUCAGUCAAAUGUCCUCUGGCUUAUCUACGUCGAUUGCAGCAAACGUGGGCAGUACGAACACAUCCACCACCAUCUCAACAUCAUCCGCUAGCGGAACGCUAAUAAGUGCUGGAACUGCAAACAGAAAGCAGCUGGAUCGGGAAGUUAGUAGUAGUAGUAAUAGUAGUAGCAGCAGCAGUAGCAGUAGUGAUGGAAACAGUAUUGGCAGUGUUACGGCAGGCGGCAACACAAGCACGAGCGGUGUUAGUACGGGCAGUGGUGGUGGUAGCAACAGUACCACGAAACCGGACAUUGACAGUAGCCUUGCAGAACCGGUAAACAGCGGAAACAAUCAGCAAAAAUCUUCCAUCGUAAGCAAUACUAGUAGUAGUAGUAGUAGUAACGUCGUUGUUGGUAGCAAUCGUAACCGUAAGGAGACGGAGUCUAAGCUUCCUGCCGCAACACCAACAAUUGUUCAGAGCGCCAGUGGAAAAAUGACGAAACGUUCCACCGGUUCAAAUGCCACGACGACCACCAAAGGCAAAAAGCAGAACGAUUCGUUCGAAAGUCUACCGUCGAAGGUGGAAGCAAAAUGUUCCUCCAGUUCUGCUGCUGCUGCGCGUAACAAAUCCAAAGAACGGCAUACGUCGGAGAAGCCGCCGGUUAGUGGAACCGCAGGUUCGAAUGUACGGACCAGCAAAGAGCAGAAAGAUCGGGCGAAAGAUCGUCUUCACGAUGACACUUCACCGGUACCCGAUGCCGUGGAGAAGGGUACGAAACUGCCCAAGGAUACGAAACAGAAGCGUGAAACACAGCCCGAAAUCUUUGCGUACGUUCCACAGCGUCAGGCUGCAAAGAAGGCCGCUGAACACAUCAAAAGCGGUCUUGGUAAGCCGUCCGGCGGGGCAGACCAAACGCCGGCUGCUGCCGUUACCGAUGAGAAGGUUUCGGUGCAGGCUGCAACCACAGUGCCACCGACGUCUAAAGCUGGUCCUAAGCAGGCAAACAAAGGAAGAGAGGAUCGCAAGUCGAACGCUACCGGUGGUGGAUCAAGUUCGUCCGGUUCAUCUAGCUCAUCUGGUGGGAGUAGUUCAUCGUCCUGUUCCAGUUCAAGCAGUUCCGGUUCGGAAAGUGAGGAAGAGGAAGAUGAGGAGGAGGAGGAGGAAGCUGGAGCAACGAGUCCAUCGUUGGGUAAGAAAGCGGCGACAGUCGCGAAUCGUCCCAAGGGCGUUCCUUCUACUAUCAAAGGGAAACAACAGCGUAGCGCUACGACGGCGGCGGCCCGGCAGGAUGUGUUGCCCUUUCUUGACAAGGGUACAGCACGGUCCGUGUCCGAGUCGUCGAGUUCGUCCUCAUCGUCCUCGUCGUCCGGUUCGUCGUCCGAUAGUGAUAGUGACUCCAGUAGCAGCAAUCAGAGCAGCGCGGAUGAAGCGAACGAUGAGCCACCGGUUGUCCCUGCUGGACGCAAUCGACGAAAGUCUGUGUCGGUUGCCGUCAAGCAACAGGAUACCGUCAAUCCCAAGAAACCAACAUCGGUUGCGCAAAGUGCCAACGUUGGUCGAAAGGGUACGACGGGAGUACGAAAGCCCUCGACUACUACCACCGCUACCUCUAGUAACUCCGACGAAGUUGACGACACGAAGGAGCAACAUUCCACGCCAAGCAGCAAACCAGCAUCUGGAACAAGUGUCGCUAAAGGCAAGGAUACUACUACGGUACGUGGUGGCAAAGAUGGCAAGCAGCAGCAACCUAAAAGCAAUGCUGAUGAUGAGUCUUCCUGCUUGGGGGCUAGUAAUGUUCCUGCUGCUGGUGGCGAGAAGCCGAUUGGUAACCGACGUAACUCUUACCAACCGCCUGCACUUGUUGCUGUGGCCAACGAACCUGCCCCGCUCAAGCGUAGCGGACGUCGGCAAUCGGUGUUUGUUGGUGCUAGUGAUAUAGAGGAGAAACAGCGGAAGACGUCGACUGGGACAGUUGAUAUUCCAAGCAGUCGUAAUGUGGGUCGACGAAAGGCCAGCGAGAUGAUGGUAGAGGCUGAGAAGCAUGAAACGAAAAAGCCGGAAGCAAGUGAGGGUGCUGUAGGAAAUGAGACACCCGCUUCGGAAGAUACGAUCACAGCGAAGCGUCCCAUUUCCUCCGGCUCACCAGUGUCGCGCAAACGUCGUAGUCCAAAGAUGGUGGCGUCUGAAGCGGCGGAUCCUUCUGUCAGUGAAUUUGAAGCGAAGGAUCUGAAAAAGGUAAAAGAAACUGACAUCAAACCAACACCACCAACAGUUGACAGUAAGUGUCUCGAUGCUUCUGGAAGUGAUGCAAUAUCGCUGCUUACCGAUGAAGAUUCCGCCGAUCAACGGAAAGCGAAGGAAAAGCUUUCAUCAGCAACGACAUCUUCAUCUCCUGCGAACAUUGCUAACGAUGUGGUGACGAAAACAGAAGAACCAUCACAGAUUGAUCCGACGACGAAGAGUGUUGAAAUUAUUUCCUUGGUGGAAGAUUCCCGCUCUAAUGACGAUGUGGUUGUUAUUGAGGACGCUAGCAAUGAGGCAAAGGUUGAACAGAAGCUACCGGAAGAGCUUGAAGCAGCUAAUAGUAGAAGCUCAUUGGAACGGAAAGCGUUGGAAAGCGAAGAGGAUGCAAAGACACAAAAUCUACUCGAUGCGAAACCAUCCGUUGAUAGCGUUAGCAUGCUGAAGGAUUCGUUACCAUCGGUAGUGGAUGUGAAGGAGGAUGAGUCGAGCAAGAAAACUUCUGUUAAUGCUCCUGUUGAGCAAACUUCAUCGCUUACGUCGGGCAUUGUUGAGCAGCCUUCGUUCGAUAGUUCCACUUCGUCGCUACAGCUGAACAACAGUGGUACAGCGUUUGGCGAAGAUACAACAACAUCGAGCAUAUGCGACGCAAGUGGGUUCGGAUCGGUCAAUAACAGCUCUUCCAAGGACGAUGGAACUGGUGCUGGCGCUGGACUGCUUGUCAACAGUGAUACUGGUACGCCUUCGAUAUUCGAUCUGUUGCUGCCACAGGAUAGCUCCGUAACGGACGACACGUUCGAGCUAAAUCAAUCGCUCAACUUCCCGUUCAUGGAAGAUUGCAAAGAAGAUACGCAACGGGAAACGCUUAACUUGGUUGAGAAGCUGCGACAAAAGUACAAAAAGUCUCACGGAACGGCCAACUCCAACGCAACUCCUCUCAUUACUGGUAGCGAUCCGAUAAAGAGUCUAAAUGAUGUCGGAGUACAGGGAGAUAAAAAGGAUAACGAUAUGAUGAUGCUGGACGGUGGAGCCGUAGUCGCAGCACCAACAACGCAGUCGCCAAUGUUAGUGGCGGAUUUCGUUGCGGAACGAGCCAAACAGGACGGAUCGACAGGACAUCCACUGGGAUCGUCAUCAACGUUUGCUGACACACUUCUCAGUGGGAAGGAUAAACUGCAACCGGAGCUGGAGUAUGGCACGUUUAACAAAUUCCACAACGCCACAUCAGAUCGAAGUCCUUUGGGUCAACUGGCAGCACCAAUGCAGCAACAACAACAGUCUGGUGCCAUGCAAAUGGUCGCCGUUCAGCAACCAACACAACAACAACCACAACCAACCAAUCAACUGCAACCUAUUGGUCAGCAAUCGCAAUCCCAGCUUGGCAACAAGAGCGCAAAGGAGGAUCAUUUGGAUCAUCUUGCCUCGAGACCGUCGGACGAGCGCUGGGUACCGCCAUCAUCGGUAGCGCCCGCUAUCUCAACGACGGCUCCGUCCAUGUUGCACCCGCUCGCCCCACUUCCGACGUCCGUUGGUUCUAGUGUGCUCGGUGGUAAUACCGUAUCGACGGCACAGCUCGCACAAAACUGCAUGGAAGCAGCCCGUAUGCUUAACAGCCACCAGACAAACAACAACAACAAUGUCAGCGCACUGGACAGUGAGAAGACGACGCACGGUGCGGCGGGACCGGUAACCGGUGGCGCCGGAUUGUUCGAUGGCGGUGCAAUGACAAACCAUCUACAUUCAACUAUGCAACAACAGCAGCAACUUGGUGGAGGUAGCAACGAUCUAAACCAUCAUCAUCAUCAUCAACAGCAGCAGCAGCAGCACCAUCACAUGCACAAUCCACUACCCGGGUUGGACUUCAUGCAGGGCAUGAAGGUUCCGAACCAGAACGAAGCUACCUCAAUGCUGCUGUUCGAUAAUCUGCAGCAGCAGCAGCAGCAGCGACAGCAGCAUCCAUCACCACAGCCACCAGUCGUUGGUCGUCGUGGUGGUUGGAACCAACCGAGUGAUGGGCUAAGCUCAAUCGAUCAACAACAGAAGAAGCAGCAUGAAUGUGCCGUGAUGCAGGAGAAAGAGAACUUGCUGCUUCAGAAGCAGCAGCAGCAUCGUAAGCUGAACGAUCUGAACAGCUUCAUGGACAUCCAAAAUGCUCCGAGUGGUGGUCAGCCGAUUAACAACAGCAAUACCGGAACUUCAAACAGUGUUAGUGCGAUGCAACAGCAACAACCGUACGGCUUUUCUUCGAACGACUCACAUUCUGCUCAUCAUCAGCAACAACAGCAGCAACAGCAGCAACACUAUCCAGGAGCAGUUUCCUUAUUCCCACCAGCGAGUGUCCCCGUACCAUUUCCCUCUCCUGGAGCUGGUCUAUAUCCACCGAACUUUGGUAACACGGGCUAUCAGCAACCGACGCCACCCCAGACAACUGUUCCGAAUGCGGGAAAAUCGCAUCAACAUCAACAUCACGCUGCGCCUGGCUCCGGCCUUGGAUCCGGUGUGCCUCCGAUGACACAUCAUGGUCUGGGUUUGGGUGGUGAUGCAAUGGUUUCACCUCACCGUGGUGCAGCACAGGCUCAGCCUGGGGGUCCCCAACAACAACAACAACAACAAAAGCAGAUGGAUCAGAUGUCAUCACCGUUGGGAGGAAUGGCCGUUUCGCCCAACAAGCAACAGAGUCGUCAACCGACACCGACCGAACAGCAAAACAACUAUCUGCUUAAUAGCGGUGGAGGAAAUGGUGGAACGAGUAGUGGUGGAAGUACACCGCGUACUCCCCAACAUCGACGCACACCGCAACGACACAACAGUCAUCAGUUGCAGGUUGGUCAUCAACCGCAGCAAACCGAUGUUGUCGGGAUGGAUAUGUUGGUCGGUGUGGGACAUUCUAAUUCCAAGAAAAGUCCUACGAAAUCGUCCCGCUCUUCCUCGCGCAUUCAAAACCAACAGCAACAGCAGCAACAGCAACAACCUCCUCCACCCCAUCUUCAACAACAUCACCCAUCGCAUCACCAUCACCACCAUCAUCAUCACCAUCCGCUGCUGAUGAACGACAGCAAUGGUGGUGGUGCCGGCAGUGCUUUAGCUGGGAUGGUUCAUCCGUUAGGUGGUCAUCAGCUAAAAUCGCCACCCUCGCUAACGACGGCUACGGGUACGAAAUCGCUCUCUCCGGGCAAAAGCCCCAAAACGGCGGCAGCAGCCGUAUCCGCCACGUCGUCAGUGUACGAGCUGCAGAAAGCCAUCGGUGGUGGCGGCGGCAGCCUGGUAUCUCCUUCACUUUCGUCCACCGGAAAGGGUGGCCCGAAGGGUGGUGGUGAGACGACCGUAACGGGUAAACCGGGUCGUGGCCGUGGUCGAGGUCGUGGAAGACCGCCAGGUUCGGGACGACAAGCGCAAGCGGCACGGGAAGCGGCCGCCGCAGCAGCUGCCAAUCUAGCUGGUGGAGGGGUUGGUGGUGCAGCUGGCACUGGUGGUGGUGGCAUUGGUGGACGCGGUGGCGGUGCUGCCAACAGCCGACAGCAACAGUCGCACGGUGCAGGCUAUCACCUUGGUCAGAUGGGUCCGGGUGCCGAUUUCGGAUGCUUCGGAAGUGGCACGAUACACAGCAAAAUUAUCGGCACGGUGUACGAUCUGGACUUCGAUGAGGUGAUUGUGUGUGGUAAGUUGCGCGAUAUGCGUGAUCGGCGACGUUCGAUCGAUGGCCGUUCGGCCGAUGCAUCCGGUGCGAACGUCGGAUGCCGGCCGGGCAGUGCAGGACAGACUGGUAAUGCGACCGGUGGUCCGGAUGCUAAAUCCAGUCGCGGGGUGGCGGGCGGUAAUGGGACGGCCACCGGAGGAGCUGGAACGGGGGCAGGUGGAGCAAGCGCAAACAGUGCUUACGGAUCAACGGGAAGUAGUGUGGCGGCGAGUUCGUUGCCCGAUAUGGCCGUAUUGCCUGGGCCGGUUGAUAUGCGCACGUACAACAGUGGGUUCGAAUCGUCCAGCAAUACGGACGCGUACAACAAUCAGCUGCUCGGGGUGUUUGCUAGCGGGACGGCCGAUCAAACGUUGGCCGACAUUGAUGAGGAUAUGGAGAAUGAGCUGCAGUCAGCGUUGAAGGCCGAUUCGGUUAGUAAUCGGUCGGCUGUUGCGGCUUCCAUUGCACAAACGAGCGUCCAGACGAAUACCACCAGCACUGGUGGGUCCUCGUUACUGGCUGCUGUUACGGCCCCCGCCAAUAGUAACAGUAAUAGCAGUAGUAGCAUUACCUCCGAAUCGACCGCAGCAAGCCACGUGCUAAAGACUGGUUCGAUGGCUACGGGUGCACCGUUUGUACCGUCCGUUACGCCACCUGGUGCGACAGGAAGUGCCCUGUCCGGUACGAUGCUCAAUGAAGAUCCGAUGCUCGAGCAGCCUCAGGAGGAGACGAACGAUUCGGACAGCUUGUUGCCUAUUGCGGCGCCCAAUCAACAGCAGCACAACCACAAGAUGUCUUCACUGGCGGAUUCGCGCAAUAUCAUGAAGCUGAAGAUCAAGGGUCCGCUGGCACAGCUGGACAGCAGUGGUGCUUACGGUGCCGGUGCAGCAGGACCAGCAGGCUCAUCCACUUCAUCCGCGGUCGUAUCGCAUCUACAGCAAUCCAUCAGUUUGGCGUCUACAAUGGGCGUUCCACUGGGUGCGGCAGGCGUUAGCGGAGGAAUGGGUGUUGUCGGUGGUGUUGUUGGUGGGGUUGGCGGAGUAGCCGGUAAUGUAGCUGGUGGUGCGGCAGGAUCUUCCAACUUGCGACGGAUGCGCAAGAAGGAACUGUUGCGACAGUACUGGAACCAGGACAUGAAUCAGGACGAUCCGCAGGCUGUGCUACAAUCUGCCGACCAUCAUCACCUUCACCAUCAUCAUCAUCACCAUGCGCAAGGCAUGUCUCUUGGUGGCGUUGGACAUGGUAAUCGUACGACGGUCGGUUUCCCCAAAGCGGUAGAAUCGCUCGGUACUAUGCCGACGAAAGACGACUACAAAGAGUACGGUGGUAUCCAUCGGAAGAAGCUUUCGUCGAACAUGUCGCGUGAGUUGCGCCAGCUGGCAUCGGUACCGCAGACGGCCGAUCAUCACGAGCUACUGAUGGCGGAACGACGUCGCAGUGUGGGAGGUUCGGUCGGGGUGGCUGGUGUAGUCGGAGCAUCGUCAGGUCCGGGAGCAAACGGUUCCGCUAUGAAUCUGUCGAUGGAGGAUGUUAGUGGUGGUGGCAUUGGUGUCGUUGGAGCUGGUGGUGUGGGUGGCGGUGGUGGCGCUGGUGGAAAGCGACGAUCGCGUAAUAAUCGAGCGAAUACCAAUUCCACGGCUACGGUCACUGCGGUCAGCCAGCAAACACCACAGCAAGCCCCGAAACUCAAGAUCAAGCUGGGCUCCGGAAUGGUGGAUGGUGGAGGUCCGUACGGCAUGGGGGGAUCACUGAAUGCUGGACCAAGCACUAGCAGUAGCAGUUUGCGACCUCCGAAGAAACGACUUGCCUGCAGUGUACCACCACCGAGCUUGGAGGACCUGAAGCGUGAGUACAUGAUGUACGCCGAAAACAUUAGCUUCGAGGAUGAUGGACCGGGUGGUGCAGCGGAUGACGAUACAGCGGGAGCCGCAGACAGUGGAGAUGAUGAACCGAAGGCGAAGAAGCACAAGCACAAGGACAAAGAUCGGGAUCGAAGUGGCAGCGAGCACAAGAAGCGCAAGAAGGAGAAAAAGCAUAAACGCGACAAGGGCGAAAAGAAAAAGGUGGAGAUCAUCUGUAAUGCGGCUGUAACGGGUGAUCAGGACCAGGCAUUGCAGCAACCGCCAAGGAUUGUGAUAAGGCUCGGUGUGAAGAAGCCGGUACAGUCGGACGAAUCACACGCGCCAUCGCCACAAUCUCAGACGACCACUGCCACUGCGGUUGGCGGCGGCUCACCUCAGAAAACACCCGUUAACGAGGAACGAACAGCGACCCGGAGCAGCGCAUGCAGCUCAUCGCCCGAAACCGAUCCACUUGUGAUCGAUCUGGCGGCGAUACACAACACCAACAGCCGGGGACAAUCGUUACAACCUUCGCCCGAGAUGGAUCAUCGUACGGUUGCAGCACAGGCGGCUCCGACCGAGAAACCGAUCAUCACGCCAAUUCGUCUCAAGCUGGCACGUAAUUCUGCUGGCGGUGGGUACGUGAUGUCGUCCAAGCAGAGUGCUGCCGGGGCACAAGGUGCGGAUUGUGAUGCCAGUGACAAAUCGGUAAGCAACACAUCUCCGGCAGCAAUGGACAAUGGUGCAGGUAAACAACCUUCGCGUGAUGCAACAUCAGCAGCCGGAGGAGGAUCGAUGGACCUUACAAUCUCCGCAGCGGAAGUAGCGGCCGCGACGUCUAGCAAGAACAUGAUUGAACGGUUGCUUAAUGCUGCCAAUCUGGUCGGUAGCUCGCCAACCGCGUUCGAAAGGGCCAUGGGUGCGGCAGCAGUAGCAGCGGCAGCAGCAACAGCUUCCUCGACGAAUGGCGCUGCUGGCACGACACUCCAGCAGCAGAGUAAUCCGAGCGGAAGCGCAUUUGCAACCAUGUACGGUAUGUCCUCGAUCGGGGGCAAUACGUCGCACACUACCAGCACCAGCAAUAGUAGUAGCAGCAGCACCACCAACACUUCGAUGUCGUUCAAGAGCCUGCUGGACUUUGCAGCGAGUACAAACACCACCUUCGGUACAUCGUCGGCCGCAGGUUUGUUCGGUUCGACCGCUACUACACAUCACCUUCAACAUCAGCAGCAACAGGUACCGUUGUCCUUGAAUCAAUCUGCAAUGCUACCAUUAGGCAUGGUACCACCACCUUCCCAGCAACAGUUGCCGCAUCAUCAGCAAUCGCUCGGCGGGUUGCCGAUGCAUCAGUCAUCGAUACCAACGUCCAAUAGUAGCAGCAACAGCAACACACAGCAAACAAACACAGCGACAGCCAACAGUGCCACGAAAAAGGACUGUGAGGUGCGAUGACAGUACAUGCUUUAGAAGGUAGCUUAAU
Anopheles maculipalpis is the source of this 13240-nucleotide messenger RNA. It is a transcript of the gene rno, whose product is annotated as PHD finger protein rhinoceros. The transcript has 5 exons. Lineage: Eukaryota; Metazoa; Arthropoda; Insecta; Diptera; Culicidae. Bases 151 to 13212 code for a protein of 4353 amino acids. Gene Ontology annotation, biological process: regulation of transcription by RNA polymerase II. The record is from RefSeq and is a predicted model, not a curated record.